This is a messenger RNA of Exophiala xenobiotica, 2179 nucleotides long. RefSeq lists its product as uncharacterized. The record is from RefSeq and is a predicted model, not a curated record. NCBI's taxonomy places the organism in Eukaryota, Fungi, Ascomycota, Eurotiomycetes, Chaetothyriales, Herpotrichiellaceae. Gene Ontology annotation, molecular function: acyltransferase activity, transferring groups other than amino-acyl groups. Bases 98 to 1819 code for a protein of 573 amino acids. The transcript is spliced from 2 exons.
CGAAAGAGCCAGCAUUUUCGUACCGGCGCAUUGAACGCAAGACGAUAUCUCUGACCUCGCGUCAUCACCCUUCCCAAUCCGCGGUUGAUGGUCCAACAUGCCGGCCCUGUUGGAGGACCCAGAGUCGGCCGUGAUUUAUCGGCAAUCUGGGCAGGGCCCGUAUCCGACCCCAGAUAAUCCGCAAAUUCCAUCCUCCAUAUUCCCAAGGCCUGUCACACUUCGGGAUCGCGUUACUAUUGCUACCUUAGUCCCCUUCUUCUCACCAGAGGCCGUACCCAAGAGCCUCUUGGCUUACCUUUCGGAAAACCUGAACAAGGAGAUCGAAAGCGGAGAUACUUAUCCGAUGAUCAAUCCUCUGCCACUGGAAACUUUCGGACCGUACUGGUUUGGUAAUUUCGGAGCGGUCAUGAUCCUGGGAGAUAUUGGUGGUAUCGAAGGCGUCCAGGAGUUAGAUCGCAAUGGUGCCGACUGGAAUAAAAUCUGCCUCGGAAGUUUUUAUGUCAAGCCCAACUAUCCUGGUCGCAGCAGCCAUGUUUGCAAUGGUGGGUUCUUGGUGACUCCAGCCGCUCGAAACAAGGGCGUAGGGAAAUCAAUGGGACAGUGCUAUCUGGACUGGGCACCUCAACUGGGCUACACAUAUUCCGUCUUCAACUUGGUUUACGAAUCCAACACUGCUUCUACCAGGAUAUGGGAUUCUCUUGGCUUCAAACGGAUUGGCAGAGUACCCGGUUGCGGUCACCUGCAGUCGUCUAUUGAGCCCGUUGACGCGAUCAUCUACGGAAAGGACUUGAAGGCCGACGGCGAGAAUGACCAAUCAGAGGAGCGGUUUGACAAAAUCCGAUACUAUUUGAGACAUCUUUUAUACCCGCAAGGCGCCGACAGAUCCGAGAAAAGCCGACUAAGGAGUGCCGCUACACACUACAAAUUGGUGGGAGGUGAAGAUGGAGUCCCCGAGAAGUUGUUUUUGAAGGACAAGGAGGUGAUAUCGGACCCGCAGGCGCAAUAUGAAAUCGCAAAACAGAUCCAUCUUCAAGCGCAUGGAGGAAUCAACAAGACCACUGCCAUCAUAGCCACCAAAUACCACUGGAUCCGGAUAAAGGAGACUGUCAGCCACGUGAUCAAGAAUUGUCCCGACUGCAAGGACGUGAACAAACCUCCUCUCCUACGGACCGAAAACAGAGGCCGAAGCAAGACCAUCGAUGAAGCUCCGGCGACGUUACCAGCGGAGGCGGCGCCACCACCGCCUCCUGCUCCUCCGUCUGCUCAGCCUCCCACCGAAGUGCCAACGGCGCCACAGGAGGAUCUCACUACCAACCACAUAUCUAACCACGACUUCGCAUCGAUGCAGCAACCGAUGGAUCUGGGUAACGACCAUCUCAAUGAUCCGAACGGCCACCUUGAUGCACAUCUGAACCCUGAUUUACAUUUACAUCCCGACACACAUUUGAACCCUGAUGCGCAUUUACAUCCCGAUACACAUUUGAACCCCUACGAUGACAUGGCAAUUGACCCGCAGAUCAUGGAGCAAAUUCAGGCAAUGGCUUCUGAAUACGAUCAAAAUCCUCACGCGUUUGUUCAAGCUGGGCUGGCACAAUUCGACGCUCCACAUUUACAGCCACAUGACCCGCACGACUUCAAUCAUCAGCCCCCAGAACAUCAGUUCAUGAAUGACACGAACGGUGGUAUGAUGACACACGACCAUGUCAUGGAUGAGACUGGCGCAGGGACAGGACUGAGCAAUAUGCAACCCAUUCAGCACGUAUUGCCCAUGGAUUACCUCGAUGCUUCGAACAAUCAGCAGUAUAAACUUGAGCAAUGAAUAUGAGGCAGGCGUUCGGGACCGGAUCGGAGUACAAAGGAACACUACGAAUCGAGGUUAUGGGUGACCUCUGGAGCAAUUUCACGACAUUCUCUUCGACAUGAACAUACAUUUAAGAAGAGGCUAUUUUUUGUGUGACGGCAGGUGUCACUGGAGAUGAAGCCAUUCCAGAGUGAACAUUGUAUGACCUUGAUGAUAGACAGUGUUAGACAAAAGGGAGCCAAUGCGCGCCGAAACCAUGCUCAGCAACGGGCUUAUUGGCUUCACGAGUUGAAAUGCAGACAGCUUUGAUACAGCGAGAAGACAUUGUAGUUGAAGUUGUUCCAGCAUCAGCCAGUAUGCAUAAAGGCACGAAGCGUG